CUGCUCGCCUUCCCCCCCGCCCCGCCCGCGCCCCACUGGCACACCUACCCCGGCCUGCCGCUCGAUGCCGCCGCCCUCGCGCGGUUCACCACCGCGGCCGCCGUCGCCGUCACCGCCGCCGCCACUGCCCACGCCCUGCCGCACAACGUCGUGAAAACGGUGGAGAGAUCGGACAAGGCGAUCCAGUUCGAUGCGCAGCCGGAGCCCCGCGAUAACGAUAACGAUGAUAAGGGUAUCGAGCGCGCGGCCGCCGCGUCAGACGGCAUCGGAGUGAUCGCGGAGGACGUCGCGGCCGACAUGCCGGACCACCUCGACGCCGAAAGGGCGUUCGCCUCGUCGAACGAAUCGGCCGACUCUAGCGACGAGGGCGAGGUCGAGCGGCGCAGCUACGACCUGCGGAGCGGCGCGCCCGACGAGCCCGCCACCUCCGACGAGGACUCCGAGGACUCGGGCGGCGUCGGCGGCCGGUUCUCGCGCGUCUUCGUCGUCAACCCCGCCGACUCCUCGUCGGACGUCGAGGCCGACGCCGACAGCAGCGGCAUCGACUGCGAUGACUCCUUCGACAAAAAGUCGGACAGCCUCGAGAUAAUGGCGGUAGAGAAUGUUAUGCAAAAUAAUGCCGAUUGCGUCGCCGAACCGAAUUCAGAUAACGCUGCGGACGACGAUAACGUCGUCAUUUUGGAGUCCGUCAGCUUUUCGGAGGACUACUCGGACCUGCCCUACGCUAGUAAUAAUGGUAGCGACGUCGGCGCGGAUAGUGACUUAAAAUUGGCAAACGAAAUCGUUGAUGAUAACAUGCUUCAAAGCGAAACCUGUGAAAAGUUCAAUAGUUUUAGUGCAGCGUGCGACAUUCGUGAUCUAAAUCAAGAAAGUAAUCAAGAGAGUGAUCGAAGCCGCAGCCCGUCAUUGAACAUCGAGUGCGACUCCCUAGAUAACUCGUUCAACUCGGACUUCAAUAUCAAAGUGUGCGUCGAACUGCCCGACGACCGGCCGAGCUCGGCGAGGAACGUCGCGACCGACUCCCAGCCGUCGCUAUUGACAAACAUCGCCGCAGAAUUUCAAUCGGAAGACAUAAGCCCCCCGCCCGCUGCGCGAGAAAAAAUAGACCUGUUCAAAGGUAUCGAGCGUACGCUCAGCGAGCUGUUGAAAAAAGAAUCGCUCGAGGAGCAGGGGGAGGUGAAAACGUGCGAGCCGCGGGCGGCGCGCGCGGGAGAGGGGGCCGACACACCUGUGGCCGCAGUACGCCGCUCGCGCACGGACGGCCCGGACGGCUCCGCGCGCUUCACUAGCCGCGUUAUGAUAACGCACGAUCGCGUAUCCGUGGUCACGUCGGACACGACGCGGCUCAUGCGCGACAUCACCGUGCACCACACCAACCUGCAGGACGAGCGGGAGGCGCGCGCGCGCGACGACACGAACGAACGAAAUUCCGACGCCGAAUCGCCGCAACCUUCCGGCGGAGUGACCGUCGUCAGCAACGCCGACACUCUCUCGGCGGUCGUGUGCCUGGAGGAGGGGCUGGCGGACGACGACUCGUGGGUCGAGGACGUCAGCCCCGACGACGAGGAGGCCACCUCCCCGUCCGACUCUGACUCGGGCGACGAGGCGGCGCUGCCGACGAGGGGCGAGGACUUCGCCUUCUGCCGCCGCUCCCUAGACUUCACGCUGCACACGAUAGUCGAGGAGAGCUGCGAGGAGAGCGAGGCGGAGCAGGUGACGAAGAAGCCGCGACCCAUCUCCGCGACCGAGCUCGAGAAGUACUUCUUCUUCGGCCUGGGCGAGGGCAAAGUAGUGCGAGACGACGAGGAGCACGUCUCGGAGACCUCUAGCGUGUGUAGCGAGGGGGCCGAGUCCAUCGUCGACAUCGAGCAGCCGAAAAAUGCCAGCGACGGCGAUGAUCUCGUUUCGUCGCGCCUGGAGAAAUACUUCCUCUCGGGAUUCAUGGGUUUCAACCAGGAGAGGCGCGACUCGGACGGAUCCGGGAGCGUCGGGAGCGACAGCGAGGGCAAGCAGAGCCCGGAGCAGCGGCGGAAGCGGCUGGUUCGAGCCCGCGGGACGCCGCGAUCCCACUCCUCGUCGCUGGAUAACCUGCUGACCGGCGAGGAGCAGGCGCAGGAAAAUCAGGACGUCUCCGACGGCUCCAGCACGGAGACGGAGGACAGACACGAGUCCCUGGAGCGGCUGGACGCGUCCAACGAGAACAAGCGAAAGAAGCAGAAUAAAAAGAUGCGCGGGUCACCGGCCGACGAGCGCCGCCAGUCCGCGGAGUUCCCCGAGGAGGCGCGGGAGGACGCGAGGUCCGUAUCGGAGGGCGAGGACGGCCGGUCCUCGCCGCGCCCCGAGUUCCCCCCGCUGGGCUCGGAGCUCUCCGAGUCCAAGAAGCAGACGAGCCGAGACAGCGGCUUCGUAGGCAGCUGCGAUGACCUCCUGAGAAACGGCGACUCGAGCUCCGAGUUCUCCCGAUCCCACGAGCCUAAGGUCGAGUUGGAGGAGAUAAUCGAGGAGGUGCGACCCGACGUCGAGGAGCGCGUCGAGCGGCCGCCCUCGUCCCGGCCCCCGCCGAGCCCCCUCAGCCGGAAGGACAGCUUCAACAACUGGUCGUCCGACGAGGAGACGAAUCUUAUGAUGACGAAGAUGCGCCAAUUUUUCAAGCAGAUGGUGAACUCGAACGUGCGAACGUCGACGCCGGCGUCGAACUCGAACACGAAUUCGGAAACCUCGCGACCGCCUAAACCACCGCAACUACUAUAUUUCGAGAGCGAGUUGACGCGCCUGAUGAAGACCGUUCCCGGAAUCAGAGACGAGGAGGUGCGGGAAAUCGUCGAGUACCUGUCCAGCGAGGACACGUGGAGCGAUUCGUACGAUUCGUCCGACUACGCGGGCUCCGACUUGGAGGGAACGUCGGCCAACAGAUCGGCGCUGAGAAAGCAGAUCUCCGAGAGCUGUAGGGAGAUCAUAGACGAGUUCGACCGCGGCACCAGCGAGGCGGGGUCCUUGGAACGAGACGCGGUGGGCGCGUACCAGAGAUUGGCGGCGACGCUGGGCAGGGCGGGCGAGGGCUCGCCUCCUCUAUUCGGCAAGGUUAUGCGGCACAUCGGCGGCAGACUGGUGGCGCUGAUGCACGAGGUAUCAGCCGGCGCGUCGCCCAGCACAGACGAGGAUAGCGCGUCCGAACCCGGGGCGUUAGCGCGGAGCAAAUCCCACGAUAUUCUCGAAGCGGCGGCGAGUAGGGGUAGUGUGGCUAGUGACUGUGAGCGGUUCUCGUGGCGGGGGAGUUUCGAAUCGGCACUCCUCGCGGCGGAUUCGCGAGGGACUUUAGGGGGUGUGAGUGAGGCGAGGCGGUCCCCCGCAGGGGCGGAUCUAGCCGCGCAGAAAUCCCAUUCCCGAAGCUGUGGUGCUAUUAGUGGUAGUGAGGAUAGACUGUGGCGGGGACGACGACGCGCCUCCGCACCUGAUGCAGAGGAGGAGGAACAGCGGUCCGGCUCGCUCCCCCGCCUGCCGGUUUCUCCGGCCGGUCCGGUCAAGUCGGCCCGGUACCGCGCGCCCGGCUUCCGGACAGCCACGCGCGCGGCCUCCGCCCCCGGCCUCCACGUGCCCCGCCGGAGACGACACGUGCAACCGCCCGCGACCAACCAGGACGAUAUCUACAUAUCGGAUACGUCGACGCCGCACCAUGGCGCGACUCUGCCGCGCCGGUCCAACUCUCCGCUGCCUCAUGAGAGAGACUUCGACAGAGAGAGAUUCCCCAUCAACAGGAGUGGCCUGCAGGCGCGUUCGGAAUCCAUGGCGUCGGUCUACUCGGGCGCAGGGGAGGCGCGGGGCGGGGUGGCGGUGCGGGGGGAGGUGCAGUUCAGUCUGCUGUACAACUACCGGCUCGGCGCGCUCGAGGUGGGCGUGCGCGGCUGCCGGGACCUCGCGCCGGUUGACGUGAAGAGGAACCGGUCUGAUCCUUAUGUUAAGGUGUACUUGUUACCCGACAAGUCCAAGUCUGGCAAGAGGAAGACCAAGGUUAAGAAGAACACUCUCAGCCCGGUGUUCGACGAGACGCUGAGCUUCGUGCAGCCGCUGUCGUCGGUGUCGGCGCGGACACUAUGGCUGAGCGUCUGGCACGCGGACAUGUUUGGCCGGAACGACUUCCUGGGGGAAGUGAGGCUGCCGCUAGCCGAUAUCGUGUUCGAUGACCCCGCACCCGUGUGGUACAAGCUGCAUGAGCGGACGGAACAGUUCGACGAGCAGCAGGGUUCCCGUGGGGAUCUAAUCAUCGGCCUCAAGUUGGAGUUGCCCGACCCGCGGGGCAAGGGCACCCUGCGAGUCCUGGUGAAGGAGGCCAAGAAUCUUGUGGCCACCAAACCUAAUGGCCUGGCCGAUGUCUUCUGUAAGAGCUACCUCCUCCCCGAGCGCGGCCGCUUGGGCAAGCAGAAGACCGGCGUGUGCCGCCGCUCACUCUCCCCGCGGUGGGACCACGAGCUCGCCUACCGCGGCGUCACGUGCCAGCAGCUCGCGUCGCGGGCGCUGGAGUUGAGUCUGUGGGAUAGAGAUAGACUCGCGUCGAAUGAUUUCAUGGGCGCUGUGAGGCUGUCCCUUGGCACAGGCACCUACAUGGGCGCCAGCGUCAACUGGAUGGACAGCGUGGGCAAGGAGGUGACCCUGUGGCAGACCAUGCUGGACCGACCCAACUUCUGGGUCGAAGGCUCCCUGCCUCUGCGACCGCAAUUAAAUAACUAAGUUCCUACAUACGUAAUAAUACAGUUUGGUGGCGACAGAAGCAGUCGAAACUCGAUUAUCCGGACUUAUUGUUGUCGUUUUAUUAGUAAAUCCGGGUAAUUGAAUGACGGAUUUUCGAUGCUGGACCGGGGUAUACAAAUUUGAAGAUGUAGUAUUUGAACUAAACUGUGCAGUUUUUUUGUACGUAUGUAGCUGACUUAACUAGUUUUGUCUUUGCCGUUAAGUCUUGCUUAACGAUAUUUGUGUAAAACUUAUCAAUCUCAUUUUAACAUAGAAUACUCCUUUAUAUUUUCGAGUAAUGUGUGUACUAAAACACUAAUGUGUGCCAACGUUUAGAAUCAGAUUUCUAUUAUAUUUAGAGACUAUACAUUCCAACGUUAUACAAAAUAUAUUAUGACAAUAUCUUUUUUACUGCCUAUUAUGUAAGUUUCGCAUUUAAUAUAGACGUAUAAUGUACAAAACUAAGUUUGUCCUAAGCGUAUGCGCCGCAUACUGUGAUUAUACUGUAAGGUAUUUGUAUUUGAGGAUUUUUAAUAUUGUAAAUGGCAUAUUUAAUUUUUUAUAAAUAGGAUAUGACAUCGAAUGUUAUACAUACGUCCAUGAGUGGUAUAUAGCUACUUAAUUAAUAAUAAGUGCCUUUUAGUGUGAAGGAUAUUUUGUAUGAUGUGAAAACUGAAAGAUUGAAUAAAUUUAAAAAUAAUA
Messenger RNA from Aricia agestis (brown argus), 5427 nucleotides. RefSeq names its product synaptotagmin-like protein 2. The transcript is spliced from 8 exons. The record is from RefSeq and is a predicted model, not a curated record. The coding region runs from base 298 to 4725 and encodes 1475 amino acids. Gene Ontology annotation, biological process: exocytosis. Gene Ontology annotation, molecular function: neurexin family protein binding. NCBI's taxonomy places the organism in Eukaryota, Metazoa, Arthropoda, Insecta, Lepidoptera, Lycaenidae. Gene Ontology annotation, cellular component: exocytic vesicle; plasma membrane.